This is a messenger RNA of Hippocampus comes (tiger tail seahorse), 1612 nucleotides long. RefSeq lists its product as uncharacterized. Lineage: Eukaryota; Metazoa; Chordata; Actinopteri; Syngnathiformes; Syngnathidae. The record is from RefSeq and is a predicted model, not a curated record. The transcript is spliced from 5 exons. Bases 65 to 1612 code for a protein of 515 amino acids.
CUUAGUUUUCUGUAGAAUUAUAUUGACAUGGUAGAUUUCACAAUUCAUUCUCUUUAUUUUCCAGAUGCAUGUCACAAUACAACGAGGGACAUCUGUCCCUGAGCUGCAAAAAUGCAACACAUGUUGCAGGAUGUACCACUGUCCAUUCUGCCAGCCCGCAUGGUUUAAACCCACAUACUACUGCAAGGUUAAGGACCAUGUGGAGGGCCAUUUUAACCGAGCAGUGUCACAUGAAGGGUAUACCAUUCAUAGAUGUGGGCUACAAUGCCGACCAAAACUGCAUUUUCAUUGCAUCUAUUGCUGUGGAAUAAUAAUGCGCCGGGUACCCUUUAUAAAUCACCUUCGCAUAUGUAAGGAAAAGCACCCUGCUUUGAUGGUUUCUGCUGCUGCUGCUAAGGCGCCUGCAUCCCCACGACCCACUGCUGUCUCACCUUUUGCUGCCCCACCCACCGCUGCCCAUCCCUCUGCUUCCCCACCCUCUGCUGGACCUUCUAUCGCUGGACCUUUUACUACUGGACCUUCUACCGCUACGCCACCUGCUGAUGCACCACCGUCUGUGCUGCCUGAUGUGGCUGCAUCAUUCAUUGCCCCAUCUGUUGCCCCACUCUCCACUGCACCUCUUGCUACUGCGCCAUGUGCUGCUGCAUCCUCUGUGCUGCCUGCUUCUGCCCCACACAGUGCCUCGCCACCUACAGUGCCCAUACCGCAAGGUGGACGGAUGAAAAAAAUCCGUCAUCAACAGAUUACUCAAAAAUGUCCCAUCUGCCAUAUUAUGUUCAAUAAGAAAAACAUUAAAACGCAUAUUGAAAGAAAGCACACUAAAAGGCAAAAGGAUGUGACAGCAAUGCACCACCUCGAAAAUGAGUGCAUCGAUCCCGUGAAUGGAAUAUAUGCUGUUUCAAAGUCUCACUGUGGUACUUGUAUUCCCCUUCAUGUUCAGCUUAAAAUAUGGGGUGAAAAUCAGCAUGUUUCAUGUGAAUCAUCCGACUGCCAGACAAACAUGGACUUUGCAUUGAGGAGUGGAUUGUCUUCUCAUCAGUGUGUACACCUCAGGUCCAUAGUAUACUGUUCUGCAAAGGAGAAGCAACUUGUGGACCUGAUUGUGCAGUCCGGAGAGGCUGAGCAGCAUAUCGUGCCACUUCCGGCGUAUGUCUACCAUUGCCUGAAACUACCACCUCCGAGUCUGCAACUGGAUACUAUAGAAGUGACUGAGAGAAAAGCCAUGAAGUGCACGGAGGAGACUGUUUCCAUGGCUCAGGUGCGAGAAUUAUUGGAGCAGCAAAAAGACUUUGAUGCCACUCUGUUAGCUCAACAGAAGAAACAUUUCAAAUUGUGUGUUGAAGUCCUUGCUGACUCUGCAAACAAGAAAGUGUGGGAACUCAUGGGUCAAGUGCAUGACCUUAGAUCCAUUUUUAAUAAGUCCAUGUCCAUUUACUUACAUGGUACAAAAGACCAGAUUGGAAAGAGUGGGACCUGUUUCAUCAGUGUGGAUGUUUGGGUUGUUGAUGGCGCCCCAAGAGGGCAGUCUUGCACAAGGCACCAAUUCAAGCUCGGACCACCACUGAGGACCUGCACAGCAGACAAAGCCAUGCACAGCUCGAAGCAGAGUUGA